UGGAGAGUCAGCAUAAACUCACCGCCAGCGGUUGUGAGGGGAGAGCGUGUGCUGUAUGAAAGUUCGACCUAGCCAGUCGAUUCCUUCGCUAAACAUUUAAACUUCCGCAGCGGGGCGUUGCCACCAAAUUAAUAAGAAUAAGACUGGAGGUGUCGAAACUAACCAUCAGAAAGGGGAAGUUUAAGCCUGCCGUUUAAGGACAACACCUAAAAGUGCGUAUGUCGUAUUAAGAUUCGAAGAGCUCAAAAUAACAGAUGACCUGCCUACCCGUGCCUACUGGGGUGGAUUUCAUCACUCACUUGCCACUGAAAAGUAAAUGUUGCAACAACUAUUUUCAAAACAUCUGUUCAGUGACAAAAGGCAGCAUUUGUAAUACCAAGUUUUGUUAGGUGAUCUGUCCAUGCUAAAAUGCCCUAACUUUGGGGCUGUAAGUGGAAUGUGCGCCGAUCAGCUUCUUCAAGCACAAAGACAUAAAUUCAUCGCUGUUCUUGGAAGAAGCUCACUAGAAAACUUUGAGACAGUCCUUGAUCAUUUAUUAGCAUGGGAUCUUCUAAACUGGGAGGAAUAUGAAUCUGUGAAAUUAUCACAGCAUAUGUUCAAUUCCAGUCGCAAACUCCUUGACAUCAUAAUUUGUAAAGGAACAAGAGCCUGUGAACUUUUUGUCAUUGUUUUGAAAAAAGUGUUUCAUGGCUCACAGCUGAGUGAUUUGCUGCUGCUGAACUAUAACCCUCCAGAAGAGACUGAUCAAUCUACAACUGCAUCAUUAGCUUCCCAGACUCUUCAACAACGCAGACCUGAAAUAGUGAGGAAGUUGCAUGGGCGGACGGCAGCUCUAUUAGCACGUCUGCGUGACUGUGGCCACUUUUCAAAGUAUGAAUGUGACGAGGUUCAAUUGCCAAUAUACACACCUUCGCAGCAGGCACGGAAGCUUCUAGAUCUUACUAGAGGAAAAGGGGAUGAUGCGGCUCAUGUCCUAUUAGAGUAUAUUGAAUCUGAACCUGGACUUAUCAAGCCUGUGAUCGAUGAUGCAUGCAUAAAGUAUCAGGAAAAGUUGUGUUCAACUCUGGCUGCCCAGUCCCGAUUUCUAACUAAUUAUGCAGGAACAGAAAAUAUGUGUCUGGAGAAUGUAUAUGUGAAUUGUAUCCUGGAAGUAACCAAUGCUACCUCAGAAAGUGGCUCUUUGCGGUCUCUUAUCGGGCUGGAAGAUAUUUUUGGAUCAGACGGCAUAUUAAAUAAAGACGCAGAUAUGGUGUUGAUCAUUGGGGAAGCAGGAAGUGGGAAAAGUACUUCACUGCAGCAAAUGCAACAAUUAUGGGCAACAAAACAAGCAUUUCAGAAAUUCACAUUUGUAUUUGCAUUCAGCUGUCGAGGGUUAAACUUCAUUGAUACAGAAGUUUCACUCAAAAUGCUACUGUUUGAACAUUGCUGCUGGCCAGAUGAUCAUCAAGAUGAGGUUUUCCAAUACAUUCUGGAUCACCCUGAAGAAAUCCUGUUCAUGCUCGAUGGAUUUGAUGAAUUUAAAUUCCAGUUUACAGAUGAGGAAAGGCACUGUUCACCCACCAAGCCCACCUCUGCAUUGAAUCUAAUCUUUAAUCUCCUCCAAGGGAACUUAAUGAAAAACACUAAAAAAGUUAUGACCAGUCGGCCAAGUGCGGUAACUGCCAUGUUAAGGAAAUACCUGCGGAAAGAAAUUACUUUAAAAGGUUUCUCACACAAGGAAAUUGAAGAAUUUAUAAAGAAAUAUCAUGGCAACUCCUCAAAUGCAGAGCAUAUUUUAUAUUUUGUUGAGGCAAACUCUGUUCUUCAUGGGCUCUGUCACGUUCCCUUCUUCUGUUGGAUUGUAUCGAAUUGCCAUCGGCAGCUAAUGCAGAAUGCUGGUGAUUUCACUCAGACUAUGACUGACAUCUAUCUUCUGAUCUUGGAUCAUAUUCUAUUGCAUUUUGCACACAACAGCCAUGGAGUAAAUGAAAUUCUACCGAGCCAAAUUAUGACCAUCUUCCAUCUUAGCAAAUUGGCCAUGGAUGGUUUAAUCACAUGUAACUAUGUGUUUUCAGCUGCACAGCUACAAGAGGCUCAGAUAUCUAAAGAAGACAUUUCUUUAGGAUUUCUUGUUGAUAGUCAUAGUUUUUCCCAAGCAUGCACUGCCACUAAGAAGAAGAAUUAUGAAUUUCUUCACAUUACUAUCCAAUGUUUCUUUGCUGCACUCUAUAUCACGUUAAGUGAUAAUGUGGGAGAAUCUACCCUUUACUCGCUGUUCAAAUCUAGAGAGAAGGAAACGUUGCCCUGCAUGACGUCAGCAGCUUGCAUGGAGAGAUUCCCAUUCAGUUGUCUCCAGUCUCAAAGGCAACCUGCAAGGAGAUGCGAAACCAUGUUACUGGAAGCUGAGAAAUCAAAUCGUCAAAUAACAGCAAACUUUGUUUCUGGGCUUUUGUCAGGUAAACACAGGAAUCUGAUCCAGAAAUUCUCAGGCAUCCCAAAGCAAUCGAAGAAGUGCAAACUGGUUAAGAAUUACUUGGCAAAGGGCAUAGAGAAACAUUUCCUAUCCAUACCACCAGCUGUAGGUGAGGAGAAGAAAAGCAUGCAUGCCUUGCCUGAGUUUGUUUGGUGGAUCAGAUGCAUUUAUGAAAUGCAGGACAAUGAUUUAGCCAAACAUGCUGUUAGCAAUCUGGACGUGGAUCACUUGAAGCUGACCUACUGUGGAAUAGGGCCGAUUGAAUGCACUGCCCUUGCUUAUGUCCUCAAACACUUGAAAAAUCCUGUGGGAUUACAAUUGGAUUACAACUUGGUUGGAGAUACAGGAAUUGAACAGCUACUUCCCUGCUUGAACAAUUGCCAGUCUAUUUACCUCCGAGGAAAUAAUAUUUCUGAUCAAGGAGCCUCCAAACUGGUUGAUCAAGCUCUUGGCUGCCACAAUUUACAAAAGAUUGCAUUGUUUCAUAAUAAUCUCACUGACGCAUGUGCCCAGAAUUUUGCAAAGCUUCUUCAACACAAGAAAAACUUUUUAGCACUAAGGCUGGGCAACAAUCAUUUAACAGCUGCUGGGGCAGAAGUACUGGCAGAAGGUUUAAAGCAAAACAACUCCAUCCAGUUCUUGGGGCUUUGGGGAAACAAAGUUGGAGAUGCUGGUGCCUCUGCUAUUGCAGCAGCCCUUGAAAAUAACACUAGUCUCUUGUGGCUGAGCCUUGUCGAUAAUAACAUUGGCAGUCAAGGUGCUAGGGCAUUGGCCUUAAUGUUGAAGAAGAACACCAUCCUGGAAGAGUUGUGUCUUCAGGAAAACAAUUUAAUUGAUGAGGAUAUACAGCACUUCAUAGAAGGACUGCAGAACAACUCAAGCUUAAAGGUUCUCAAGUUGUCUAAUAAUAAGAUAACAAAGAAGGGAAUAGAAUUUAUUAUUACUGCUCUAAAGCACAACACUACCAUUACAUCAAUUUGGUUAGGAAGAAAUCAAAUGACUGAUGAGGAGAUUGAAGAGAUGACCAGUGCAGAAAGGAGACUGACAUUUUGAUCGAAAAUGUUGUCCAUAUAUCACUGAUCUCACAAACAGCUGUAUUGUCCCACUUAAUUUAAAUAUAAAUAUCUGAGGUCUCCAUCAGUCAGGAUUAACCAUGGAUGCUACAUUCCAGCUAUCUAGAUAUGCAAGCCAGGGCAGUACAAUAUGGAGAGCAAGUUGUUGCCCACGUAGCAAGCUCCCCCUCUCCAUGUAUCAGGUGGAUCCAAAGGAAUGGCAGAGACCGAUACAGUAGCCCACCUGUGCCCCUUCUCCUGUCAGGCUUAGUAGCCAAGUCAUAUGUGUCGCGUCUUCAACCCUCCUCCUGGACACCCCGCCCUGGUCUUCUGCCUGAUCUGGACCUUAUCAUUGCCAAUUCCUGACAGGACAUUAACCAUCUAGACUUUUAACACUCCUCACUCCUUCCGAACGCUGGGCUCUCCACUCUCUCAACACUAAUCCUAACUUCACCAUCAAACUCACAGAUAAGAGAGGUGCUGUAGUAGUCUGGCAAACUGACCUCUACCUUGCUGAGGCCUAGCACCAACUCUCAGACAUCACCUCUUACUUGCCCCUCGAAUAGGACUCCACUAAGAAAUGCCAGGCCAUUGUCUGCCACGCCAUCACCAACCUUACUGGCUCUGGGGAUCUCCCAUCCACUGCCACCAUCCUCAUAGUUCCCACACCGUGCACCUCCUGUUUCUACCUCCUACCCAAAAUCCACAAACCUGCUUGUCCAGGUAAACCCAUUGUUUCAGCUUGCUCCUGCCCCACUGAAAUCAUACCUGCAUAUCUUGACUCUGUUUUAUCCCCACUGGUUCAGUCCCUUCCCACCUACAUCUGUGAUACCUCUUCAUCUUUUCAAGAUUUCAGGUUCCUUGGACCCCAUCAUCUUAAUUUUACUAUUGAUGUCCAAUCCCUAUACACCUCCAUCCUCCACCAGGAAGGCCUCAAAGCUCUCCAUUUCUUUCUGAACACCAGACCCAACCAGUUCCCCUCCAACACUAUGUUCUUCCAUCUAGCGGAACUUGUCCUCACUCUAAAUAAUAUCUCCUUUGGGUCCUCCCACUCUCUUCAAACAUGGGCACUCACACUCACAUGGGUCCCAGCUAUCCCUGCCUGUUUGUUGGCUACGUGGAACAGUCCAUGUUCCAAGUCUACACUGGUGACCAUCCUGCACUCUUCCUAUGCUACAUCGACAACUGCUUUGGUGCUGCCUCCUGCACCCAUGCUGAACUUGUCGAUUUCAUCCACUUUGCCUCCAACUUCCACCUGGCCCACAAAUUCAUCUGGUCCAUUUUGGAUACUUCCCUUCCCUUUCUCGAUCUUACUGUCUCCAUCUCUGGAGACAGCUUAUCCACCGAUGUCUAUUGUAAACCAAUGGACUCUCACAGCUACCUGGACUAUACCUCGUCCCACCCUGCUACUUGUAAAAACACCAUCCCCGCCUCUCAGUUCCUCUGUCUCUGCCACAUCUGCUCUCAGGAUGAGGCUUUUCAUUCUAGAAUGAAGGAGGUACCCUCCUUUUUCAAAGAAAGGGGCUUUCCUUCCUCCACCAUCAACGCUGCCCUCAACCGUAUCUCGUCCAUUUCACGCAUGUCUGCUUUUACUCCAUUCUCCCGCCAUCCUACCAGGGAUAGGGUUCCUCUUGUCCUCACCUACCACCCCACCAGCCUUCGCAUCCAGCAGAUAAUUCUCUGAAACUUGUCCAUUCGUCCUCCACAUUGAUCUCCUUCCUGGCACUUAUCUUUGCAAGCGGAACAAGUGCUUCAUCUGACCCUACAUCUCCUCCCUCACUACCAUUCCGGGUCCCAAACAGUCGUGCCAGGUGAGGUGACACUUCACCUGUGAGUCUGUUGGGGUCAUAUACUGUGUUCAGUGCUCCUGGUGUGGCCUCUUGAUUGGGAGACUACUUCACCGAGCAUCUACACUCCAUCCGCCAGAACAAGCAGGAUCUCCCAGUGGCCACCCAUUCCCAUUCUGAUAUGUCCAUCCAUGACCAACUCCAUCGGGAUAAGGCCACACUUACGUUAGAGGAACAAGACCUUGUAUUCUGUUUAGGUAGCCUCCAACCUGAUGGCAUGAACAUCGAUUUCUCAAACUUCCAGUAAUGCCUCCCUACUCACCUUGACAAUUACCAAUCCCCUUUCCCUCUCUCCUGUUAGCUCCUUACCCGCCCAUCACCUCCCUCUGAUGCUCCUCCCACCCCCCCUUCUUUCUUCCAUGGCCUUCUGUCUCUUUCAGUAAUCAACUUCCUAGCUCUUUGCUUCAUCCCUCCCACUCCAAGUUUCACCAAUCACCCGCCGUUUCUCUCUCCCCUCCCUCCCCACCUUUCAAAUCUACUCCUCAGCUUUUUUUCUCCAGUCCUGCCAAAGGGUUUCGGCCUGAAACGUCAAGUGUACUUUUUUUCCAUAAGUGCUGAGUUCCUCUAGUACUUUGUGUGUUGCUCGGAUUUCCAGCAUCUUCAUCUUUUCUCUUGUUUGUGAAGGGUUUGGUUGUCAGAGGCUAUUUGAGGCACACACCAUUGGGAUCAUCCAUUGGGUAGUGGGAGCUUAUCCCCAUUGCCACCCCUGGCUAUAACAACCUUAAGGAACCAAUUAUAGAUGUGAGAGUGUCUUAUUUAUGGAUUUAUUACUCAGCUGGGUGGGAAGGAGAUGCGUCUCUACCAAAGGAGGCGUGCGUAAGGCACUGUUUCCUUCUGCUGGCCUACAGAUCACCCUUGGGCAAGGUGUAGCAUCUGCUUAGCCCACCCCCAUCCCGAUCAGGGCCACGUGAAGCCAGGAGAGCUGCAGGUGGAUGGUCACAUGAGAAGCUGGGAAAUAUCAAAAGUCCUGGUUAUGUGACCACUGACGCCAGGCAGACAAUAUCUGAAAAGUGUUGAUAAUGGCUGGGAUAAUCUGUGUUGUAAAGACACCGGCUGGAAGAAGACAAUGGCAAACCACUUGUGUAGAAAAAUUUGCCAAGAAUAAUUAAGGUCAUGGGUAAGACCAUGCAUGAUUGCCCAGGUCAUAUGACACAGCACACAAUGAUGAUGAAUUACUUUACUAAACAUGUUUUACUUUAUCCAUCAACUGAAUACCUCACUUAUUGUGAUGUGUGUGUGAUUAAGAGUGGUUUCCAUUUUCAGUAUUACUGAUUUAUGAUGGCCAUUGUCAUCCACUAUGUUAGUAUGAAAACCUCUUGAUGUCUUAUCUUUUCAUUGUACAUUGUUCCAGGAAGAUUCCUACAAAAAAUCAUAUUCUUGAUACAUUCAUUUCAGAUAUAGCUGUUUACAUUGUAAAAGUGUAAAGGAUUGCCUGCAACAGUAGAAUUUUAUUUUAUACCAAUGCAAUCUAUAAUCUCUGGUCUGCUCCAUCCUUUUCUUUAAUUCCAUCAUCUGUGGAACAAACUAGUUUUAUGAUGAAUGCAGGAGACCCCAUCAAGGACAGCAACAAAUGCACCAAAAAUGUACUGUCAGCUAGGUGAAUACAGAACCUGCUAAAUGGUGUGGCUUAGAGCUAACCAUCCUCAGACUUUACUGGAAAGCUUCCUAAUCUAAUCUAAUCCAGGCAAAGUUGCUGUCUUCUAUAUUGUGUUGGUAUUGAGUAUAUAUUGUGCUAAAGUCACCAAGUGUGUCAUGAGUAUAAGAGGAAUGAUGAUUCCAGGCACUGGAAGGACUUAAUUCAAUGUACAUUUCAAUGGCAAUGUUCCCAUCUUCUGCUCAGACCCAUGUAGAUUUAUGUCUUCCUGUGUUAAUGUUGAGAUAACCUUGGGGCUCAGAGAAAAUUAAAGUAAAAGUGAGGCUAGAUCCUUUGGAAACUGAUCAGACCAUUAUUUGUUCAUUUCACUGUCAGUUUGUAAUGAUGGAGUGGGUACAGUGAAUAAUGACAGAAGAAGUGUAUUCUAUAAAUGUAAAUUUUAUGGACUAAGUAUACCAGUUUGAAACUUAAAAAUUCAGCCAUAUAGAUAGAUAGACAGAUAUACUUUAUUAAUCCCGAGGGAUAUUUGGUUUUGUUACAGCCGCACCAACCAAGAAUAGAGGGUAAAUAUAGCAAUACAAGAAACCCCAACAAUCAAACACCAAAAAGCAAACUAUGCCGGAUGGAAAAUAAGUCCAGGACCGGUCUAUUGGCUCAAGGUGUCUGACCCUCCACGGGAGGAGCCGAACGUUCGAUGGCCACAGGCAGGAACAACCUCCCGUGCUGCCAAGUGUUGUAUCACGGUGGAAUGUGGCUGAAGUCCAACAGUAAAAAGUUCAAUAUCCAGUCUGCAAACACGUUCCUCGAUCGUAAUAUACCCCGGAUUGCACCAUCCAUUGUUAGCCAGAACAGUAAGCACCCAACUCCUUUACGCUUACUGCUCUCAGUGCACUUCUGGUCAGUCGGAACGGUAUUACCCACCGAACUCCUCUUCUCCAAAAGUCUCUGUUGUCUCGACCCAGUCCUCUUUCCUCGGAUAUCUAAUUAUAAACGUUGGUGAGGCAUUACCUAGCCACAUAUUGAGAGUGGUUCUGUGAAUAUUCAUGUGAACACAAAAGAUACAGCUUGCAACCACCUGCAGCCAGUGCACUGAUUAGAAUACAGUAAAUGUUAGGGACCUGAUGACAUUUGGUUUUUAAGGUCAAAAGCUUCUAUUCUACUGCUAAUGUCCACUUAGCCAAAUUUAUUAGCGCAUCAAUAUCAACAUCAAUAUUUCAUUCCCAAACAUUCCAUCAGCAAUGUCUGGAAGGUUACACAGGGCACAAUCCCUCAGUUUCCUAUCGAAUCCUCAAUAGAAUUCCUCCAUAGAGUAUUUGUGAUAGAUGCUCUAAAUUCUGUGUGUCCCUCUUCAGGUAGUCCUCAGUAGUAGAAUAAUGGGAAAACAAAACAUGUCUUCAGAGGGUUUAUGAUCUUCCCACUGCAAUAUAUAAUUGUCUCAGUUUGUGUUUCUGAGAACAAGCCAGGGAAUAUAGAUCAUUGUGUCACACAGCUGUUCAAGAUGAAGACCAAGGUACUGAACUCUCCCGUGACUUGGACACCAACUGCUGUGGAGCACUCUGGCACAACUUUGAAAGCCAAUGUCACUGUCACUGAACAGAAAUAAGUUAGCUAGUCCUUCAAAUUUGUACUGAUAUUUUGCCAUAUCUGAACGUGUUUUUUUUUCAAGCAUUCGCAUAACCGUCAUCAAAACUAACAUGGACAAUUUUAAAAAUGAUUUGUGGCCGUGGCUUCCAGAAGAAAGGAAGUACUCUGUUUGCAAUACUUGUAAUUUCUUCCGAAGAGACUUUGAUUGCUUCUGAUGAGAAAAAUGGAGGUGCAGAAUGGUUGGUAAUUGAAAGCAGGAUGUCGCUAAGACACUUAACUGAAUGGAUAUAAAUUAUGACCAGCAAUUCCUGGUCGUUCUGGUACAGUAAUAUCAGCCUUCCUUUUGGCACUAUUUCCGCAGUCUUAAUGUGGGCGAUGUAAGGAUUAAAAGAGGUGCUAUAUUCUAAGAAGUGUGUGUUGUGUUGUUUCAGUAAUAUUUGAGUAAUCUUAUGUUUGUGUAUGUUAUUUAUAUAUUUUUUAAAGUUUCCUUGUUUAAAUAAUUCAUUACAGGUUAUAUAUAUAAAUAUGUGCAUUGCCACCAGGUGAUACUUGUGUGUGUCACUUAAAGUAAACACUGAUGUAGA
Mobula hypostoma (lesser devil ray) is the source of this 9113-nucleotide messenger RNA. RefSeq names its product nucleotide-binding oligomerization domain containing 2 (gene nod2). Gene Ontology annotation, biological process: regulation of apoptotic process. The transcript has 13 exons. The record is from RefSeq and is a predicted model, not a curated record. Bases 401 to 3505 code for a protein of 1034 amino acids. NCBI's taxonomy places the organism in Eukaryota, Metazoa, Chordata, Chondrichthyes, Myliobatiformes, Myliobatidae. Gene Ontology annotation, molecular function: protein binding.